Molecule: messenger RNA, 5340 nt
Organism: Bombina bombina (fire-bellied toad)
Lineage: Eukaryota; Metazoa; Chordata; Amphibia; Anura; Bombinatoridae
Gene: LYPD6
Product: LY6/PLAUR domain containing 6
Exons: 5
Coding region: 205-720 (171 amino acids)
Biological process (GO): positive regulation of canonical Wnt signaling pathway
Molecular function (GO): acetylcholine receptor inhibitor activity
Source: RefSeq, a predicted model, not a curated record
GUAUGUGUGAUGCAUACAGAGCCAGGGAGCUGGGCUUGUGUUUGCUCCUCUUUUGUAGAGAUAUCUCAGCGUGCAGGAUAAACUUGUGGGAAAUUAUUGGACUGCAACGUAAAAUAAGAGUUACAAUGGAUACUGAUGAUGUAUUGUCCAUCAAACUUUAGGAAGGACUGACUGAUGGCUGUAUGAUUUGGACAGCAGUUUGCAAUGGAAAGGUGGCCUGCGGUGGCCUGGAUCCUGUUGAUAAGCCUGAUCACCUACUGGUUUGAAACUGUGCAUUCAAGAGAUUUCACGGUGCAAGAUAUAAUCUACCUUUAUCCUUCAACGACUCCUUACCCUGGAGGAUUUAAAUGUUUCACCUGUGAAAGAGCAACAGACAAUUAUGAAUGCAAUCGCUGGGCGCCAGAUGUUUACUGCCCAAGAGAGACAAGAUACUGCUAUUCUCAACACAUCAUGGAUUCAAGUGGAGAAAGUGCAUCGGUCAUUAAACGCUGUGCUGCGCUAGAAGACUGCUUAUCUACUGGGUGCAGAGAGUCUUCUCGUAAUGGACAAAAGGUUUGCACUUCUUGUUGUGAAGGAAAUAUCUGUAAUAUGGCUUUGCCAAGAAAUGAAACGGACGCAAUCUUUGCAACAACAUCUCCUCUUAACCAUUCAGAAGGACCCUCUGUUCACAUUGCAACACUUUUAUCAUGCUUAUUCCUACCUUGGCUUUUAAGGACGUAGAAGAGGAAAAACGCACAAAACAAACAAACAAAAUAACUUCAAUAUCCAAGUAAUGUGAGCUGUAUACGUUUUUGUAUACUUCACUCCUGUGCACAACCGAUUCACUGGAAAGAAUCACUGUCCAUUUUAUUACCUAGUGGAAGCUCUUUUGAACAAAAGAUUAGUAACUGUAGAUUUCAUUUUGUGAUAUAAGCUCUUAUUUUAUUUAAUUCAAGGACUUUUUAAUGUGUAAAACAAUUAUGAACUGAGUUAAAAGGACACAAAAGAUUUGAGAACCUGCCUAUUUAAAUCCUGCGUGUUAUUUUCUGAUGAUCAAAUCUUGGUAAUCCAUUUGAAAAAGUACCUUUUUAGGUUCUGCAUAUUGACUCAUCAGUAGGUGCGCUAACUGUGAACAAAUACAUAAAUGUAUUUUACUAUUGGAUAAGCUCUAAGAAUAAUUUCCAAAUUUUCCAGAAUACAUUUUUCCUUUGGUUAGCCUCUUAAAGAACAAAAGCAGACAGUAUUACCACAUACCAUGUCGUCAAGAAGUGUUAAAGGGAUAGGAAAGUAAAAAUUAAACUUGCAUUAUUAAGAUAGAGCAUGUCAUUUUAAGACACUUUUAAAUUCACUUCUAUGUUCAAAUGUGCUUAGUUCUCUUGGUUUCCCUUAUUGAAAAAGAACUAGCGGGAGCUAGCUGCUGAUUGGUGCCUGCACACAUUUGUCUCUUGUGAUUGGCUAACUAGAUGUGUUCAGCUAGCUGCCAGUAGUGCAAUGCAGUUCCUUCAGCAAAGGAUAACAAGAAAAUAAAGCAAAUUUAAUAAUAGAAGUAAAUUGGAAAGUAGUUUAAAAUGGUAUGUAAUAUACAAAUAUUUUUGGGGGUUUACUGUCCCUUUAAGUUGGUUAACACAACAGAAAUGGCCUAAAGCCGCACAAAAUAUAAAUACUCCAUUGUAAAUGUGCCAUAUAGCCUGUAUAGCUUACAGUGGAUCCAAAGCUUUGCUGUUAAGUGAAUUAUCAGAAUAAGAUCACCACAGCAUUUUUGCAUUAAAAAAAAAUCAAUGGUUUUGAAAUUACACCACCUUUUUGUUAUGAGGUUUCCAUUUUUUUCAUAAGAAAGUUUGGAGCGAUAUCAAUUUAUUUUUGGCUGAAAUACAGAAUAUUGUUGAAACUUGCCAAAAGCAGCGGCACCUUUUGUAGUUUUAUUUACUCUGUACAUUCAUUAAGUUAUUAAUUACAUGCUUGUUAAACCUUGGUAAAGCCUGCAUUACAUUUGAAAACGCUGCACUAGAAACUAAUUUACUAUCAAGUUGUAUUCAGAAAACUGUAUUUGUAAAAUUGUAAAAUAAUAUAUAUAUAUAUAUAUAAAGUAUUUAUUUUGUCUUUAAAAUGUAUGCAUCAUGCAAUAUGUAUGUUACUGCAAGACAUUAGUGUUUAAAAUGUGAUUUUUAAUAGUAUUUUUAAGCCUCCAAAUUGAAUAUGGAAAUACAAAACUAUAAUAUAUUUACUUCUAGCUAGGAUAUGUUGUUUAAAUCUUUAAGCAACCAAUAAGCAAACAUUCAUGCUUUCUUGUAUCUUUGAAAAGCUCAGCUAAUUUAAAGCUUAUGCAGAGCUCAUGAGAAAAAACUGGAAAAAAGCAAACUAACAGUCUGUUAAAGUUACAUGAAACAAACAAAAAAAAACAACAAUUUUUUUCUGUCAUGAUUCAGAUAGAGAAUACAAUUUUAAACAACUUUCUAAUUUACUUCUAUUAUCUAAUCUGUUUCAUUAUCUUGGCAUCAUUUGUUGAAGGAGCAGCAAUGCACUACUAGUUUCUAACUGAACACAUGGGUGAGCCAAUCACAUUCAAUAUAUAUAUGCAGCCACCAAUCAACAGCUAGAACCUAGUUUCUCUGCUGCUCAUGAACUUGCCUAGAUAAACCUUUCAGCAAAUGAUAACAAGAGAAGGAAGCAAAUUAAACAAUAGAUGUAAAUUGUAAAAUUGUUUAAAAUUGUAUUCUCUAUCUGAAUCAUGAAAGAAAAAUUUUGGGUUUCAUGUCCCUUUAAUGGUAUAAUUUUUACCAGCAGAAUAAAGCACAUCUAGUCCCUUUAGUAGGGCUGUGGCGAUAUCCUUAUAUAAGGCUAGAUUAUGAUUGGUGCGCUAACUGUUGUGUGUGCACGAUAAGGGGUUUAUCCCGGCCCUUUGUGUGCGUUGGAAGCAGCGUGCGUAUUACGAGUUGAAAGUAAACAUGCUCGCUUGAGCCCAAUUGAAUUUAACGCGUGUUGUGCAGUGCAACUUCAGAGCUCGGGUUAACUGUUACGUGAGACAAAAAGGUUGCACAAAAUGCAUAAAAAAUAAUUGAAAAGUACAGUUAUACUCAUAAUAACACUGUCUGAUAAAAAUGAUUUAAAAAAUAUUGCAUAAAAAAGUUAUAAGAGCUCAAAGAUAUGAGGUCUCAAGUUUUAGAAAAAAAAGGCAGGCAAAGGGCUUCAGCAUUUAGAUACACACACAUACACACAUACACACACACACACACAUAUACACACACAUAUGCACACAUACAUACAUACACAUACAUACACACACAUACAUACACAUACAUACACACACAUACACAUACACACACAUACAUAUACACACACACAUACAUACACACACACAUACACACACACACACACACACACAUACACACAUACAUACAUACAUACACACAUGCAUACAUAUACACAUACACACACAUACAUACACACACAUACACACACAUAUACACACACAUAUACACACACAUACAUACACAUAUACAUACACACAUACAUACACACACACAUAUACACACAUACAUAUACACACAUACAUACACACAUAUACACACAUACAUACACACACACACAUAUACACACAUAUACACACACACACAUACAUACACAUAUACACACACACAUAUACACACAAAGAAAAUAAACAAUGCAAUAGCACUACACUUAUAAUACUGGAAAUGUCUUGAAAUUUCUUUAUCACUUUAAAUAUAGUUAUUAUUUUCAGGCUAGAGUUCUGUGCAUAAACAAAAUAUAUUUGUACAAAAGCCAGUUUCUGACUGAAAGCAUGCGGAUAAAGUAGCACAUCUGUUUCCCUAUUAGUAUACACACACACGUGUUAUAUAUAUAUAUAUAUAUAUAUAUGUGUGUGUGUGUGUGUGUAUUUAAAAAUAAAUAGAACAUAUUCUUCUAUAUGAAGAACAUUGGAAUGUGAAACAUUCAUAUUCAUUUAUAUUUCAUGUUGGGUUUUGAUUAAAUGCGAGUGACUCCAAGUCGUGAGGCAAUACGUUAACGCAGUCGAGAUAUUCCAAGUUCGUCUUUUUGCGUACUUGUGUAUAAACCUUUUACUUUCAAAUUGUAAUAUGCGUGCUACAAGACGCGCACAAAAAGCUUACUUCUAGAGGAGUUCAUGCGUGAACAGGAACGCUAAUUUGCGCUCCACUCGUAAUCUAGCCGAUAAUAUGGUAAAAUAUGAUGGUGUCAGGAGUCUAUUAAAUAAGGAAUGUGAUUAUAUUUAAUAUAAAGUGGAAAUUCCAAUAUAAAUAAAACAUUCUUCAUUUACUCCAGCAGUUAUGUGUUUAACACUUGCUGAGGGAUUAAACACAGUCAACUCUUCAGAUUAGGAUACAGCUGGUAAUUGGAGCAUAUGUAUGUAUGGCACUUUAGAUUAGCUAUAUCCUUAUCUAGAGCAGCAAUAUACGGUUUUGUUUUGUAAUUCUGAAUAGAUGUUUAACCUUUAUUACAAAAAAAGAGCAAAUUAUUUACACUAAUGAAUCUCAAUUAAAGGGACAUGAAACCCAACAUUUUUCAUGAUUUAGAUACAGCAUACAAUUCAAAAGAUUUGACUAAUUUACGUCUAUUAUUAAUUUUGCUUUAUUCUCUUGGCAUCCUUUCUUGAAGGAGCAGCAAUGCACUACUAGGAACUAGCUGAAGAUAUCAGUAAGCCAAUCACAAGAGGCAUAUAUGUGCAGACACCAAUCGGCAUCUAGCUCCCAGCUCCUGAGUAUGUCUAGAUAUGCUUUUCAACAAAGGAUAGCAAGAGAAUGAAGCAAAUUAGAUAAAAGAAAUACAUUGGAAAGUUGUUUAAAAAUGUGUGCUUUAUCUAAUCUAAAUCAUGAAAUAACAUUUUUGGGUUUCAUGUCCCUUUAAUGCUUAUUGUAGUUAUUUAAAACAAACCUUGUCAUGGAUAUACUGAUACUGUUUUUCAUGCUUUUACAUAUAGCAGUAAUUCUAAAAAUAAUGUAACUUUUCAAUUUAUUCAUUGUAAAAGACGUUAAACCUUUAAAAAAUUAAUUUUCAUUUUCUUUAGCAUUGGUAGAUUGUUUCACAACCAGCUAUCUGUAAUGCAUACAAGGCCUCGAUUUAUAUCCUCAAAACAUGGCUUUACUAUUCUUAGAUUCUAUUCCGCUUAUAUAUUAUAAAAUAGGCUGUAUUUCUCUAAUGCAAGGAUACAGAUGUGUAUAUAUAUAAAUAACUGUAAUACAGUUGCAUUAUUUACGUCAUAUAAAACAUAUUCAUUUGUUUGAAACUCUGUAUAUAAUGUAAAUAUGCUUUUAAAUAUUGGAACUUAUUUGUAAAAUAGUUUAUACAAGUUUGAUAUAUAUAUUAAAGUUACCCAAUUUCUAAGUA